Molecule: messenger RNA, 1226 nt
Organism: Euleptes europaea (tarantolino)
Lineage: Eukaryota; Metazoa; Chordata; Lepidosauria; Squamata; Sphaerodactylidae
Gene: SLC30A2
Product: solute carrier family 30 member 2
Exons: 8
Coding region: 4-1119 (371 amino acids)
Biological process (GO): zinc ion transmembrane transport; response to zinc ion
Cellular component (GO): plasma membrane
Molecular function (GO): zinc ion transmembrane transporter activity
Source: RefSeq, a predicted model, not a curated record
AGGAUGGAGCCCAGCGACGGGAGAGAAAAGAGCCGCCUCUUGCAAGGGGUGGAAGCCAGAUCUUAUUUAGGGAUUUCAGGGAGCAGCUUCCCUGGUUCGAUGCUCGGCUACGUCCCAGACCUCUCCGCCAUCGAGCUGGGCCUGAAAGAAAACCAGCACUGCCAUUCCAACUGGGCCUCUGGCAAUGGCUACGACUGUGAAAGAGAGAGCGCGCGGAGGAAGCUCUACGUGGCCUCUGCGAUCUGCUUGGUCUUCAUGACAGGGGAAGUUGUGGGGGGUUACUUCGCACACAGCUUGGCCAUCAUGACGGAUGCAGCCCAUCUGCUGACCGACUUCGCCAGCAUGAUGAUCAGCCUCUUUUCACUUUGGAUGUCAUCCCGGCCGGCUACCAAGACCAUGAACUUCGGCUGGCAUCGGGCAGAGAUUUUGGGAGCGCUGCUGUCGGUGCUGUCCAUCUGGGUCGUGACCGGGGUCUUGGUCUACCUCGCGGUCCAGCGGCUGCUCUCGGGCGACUACGAGAUAGAAGGGGAAGCGAUGCUCAUCACCUCUGCCUGCGCAGUGGCGGUGAAUAUAAUAAUGGGAGUCUCCCUUCACCAGUCAGGACACGGGCAUAGCCAUCACAGUCACAGUGAGGGGCAGAAUACCAGCGUCCGGGCUGCAUUCAUCCACGUUAUUGGGGACCUUCUGCAAAGCAUCGGGGUUCUGGUGGCAGCCUACAUAAUCUAUUUCAAGCCAGAACUGAAGUUCGUGGAUCCCAUCUGCACAUUCCUGUUUUCCAUCCUUGUCCUUGGGACAACGCUGAGCAUUCUCCGAGAUGUGGUCCUUGUGCUGAUGGAAGGUACACCCAAGGGUGUGGAUUUUAAUGAAGUGAAGAAGAUCCUGCUGUCCAUCAGUGGUGUGAAAGCUCUUCACAGCCUUCACAUCUGGGCCCUAACUGUGUCUCAGCCCGUCUUGUCGGUUCACAUUGCAAUCAACGAGGACGCAGAGGCGCAGGCCGUCUUGAAGGAAGCCAGUUCCCGGCUGCAGGCGGCCUUCAGCUUCCACACCACCACCAUCCAGAUAGAGAACUACUCCGAGGACAUGAAUGAUUGUCAGGAAUGCCAGAGCCCCUUGGACUGACGGGUGCCCACCGGGGAGGGUUGCUAAGCAACCCGGACUGGAUGGUCUUGUCAAAACUGCUACCUCAGACCUGCUGUUGAUGUGAACUUAAAAUCCUAUAGUCUUCU